AUGUUCCCCAACACGCGACGCGCUUCGCUGCCUAGCAACCCAGCUGCAGAAGCCGCGACCCGCCGGGAAUGUCGAACUUUCGAACCCCAGCAAUGGCGUCGAUCGGUGUGCAAAAAUUGCUUUCGAUCUGAGCCUGAACACGCCGCUGUUACGACCGUUGUUCCUCCACCUGCUGUCUCUAUGGCGACGGCUUCAGUGCCCACUUUGGAAUCAACACCAGUGGCAGUUAAUGCCUGGCCGGCGACACCUGCAUUAAGUCGGAAAUCUACGCCAGUUGGGGCAAUGGAUGCGUCGCAGAUGAGGGUGAGUGGACAACCUCAGACGUCGGGGAGAAGAAAUGGACAGAAUGCACAGAGAUCGGCAGAAGACCUGCACAGAGGACCACCCACGGGUCACAGGGGCACCCCGGCCCCCAUUCAGGCGCCACCACCGCAGGUGAUGGGACCAGAGCGUGGAGCCCAAGUGGGCGCUGGUGGAGUCUUCUCGUCCGCCUCGAGUAUAGAUGCCAGAUAUGUGGAGGAGUUGGAAAAUGACUUCUUCGAUCUGGAGGAUAAAUACGAUGCCUUGGCACGAGAACGCAAUGACCUCUCAUUAGAGCUGGAGGCCAAAGUUAGGAGUGUGGAGGAGCUGCAGGCUUCACUGGAACAAUACAAAGAGAAGGUUAACACACUGGAAAGAAGGUGUACACACUUAGAGGAAGAAAUCAAGGGUUAUAGGGAAAGGCUACGAUUACCUGAAAGUGACCAAGGUGGAGUAGCAGGUGGUGCAACCGACAUAAAAGCCAGUUUGAGUGCUGCGCUAGAGGGUGGAGAAUGCAAUGACGAUUUGAAGUCGCGACUGAACCAAGUUGAACAAUUGUGCCAAGAUGUGAUGGAGGAGAACGAGGCGCUAAAGGAGGAAAUCGAGGAGAUGCAAAGGGAGAUCGAGGAAAUGCAUGAUCACUUUCAGGAAGAGGACCGAGACAGCAUGCGUGAGAUGCAGCGUGACCUUGAAGCAGCCAAUAAAACGUGCAGGAUCCUUCAAUUCAAGCUACGCAAAGCGGAGCGUCGUUUCGAACAGGUAGAGGCGGAGAGAGCCAGUUUGGAAGAACGUCUUUCACGGCUGGAGUCGCAACUCUACAACGAGACUGAUAUUGGUCACAUACGGACACUGGAGGAAGAAUUGCGCGUUGCAAAGGAGGUGACAGUUCGUCUUAACAAUGAAUUGGACAUUAUGGAAGAGAAACGCCAGUUCUAUGAGGACGAAAACCACCAGUUAAAGAAUGAAUUACAAAUGUGUCAGAAUCGACGCAUUACUUCUGAGAAUGAGGUUGAUCGACUACGCUUGGAGCUUGAUAAGCUGAAAUAUGAGAGUCGAUUCGCUGAACGUGGUCCCCUGCAAAUCACUGACAAAAAAGCGGGGCGCCAAUCAACGACUACCGCUGCCUCUUCUAGCACUGCAUUCUCUACCGAGCAAACUGAGCUCAUUCGUGCCCUCCAAACAACCAAGGAACGUGAGGCUGACCUCUCUGAACAGCUACGAUUUGCGGAGGAGGAGCUUCGGAAAAUGAAUCGCAGAAUGGCGGAGGCACAAGCAGACAAUAAUUCUCUGACGAGACAGCUCGAGCGCCUUAGUAUGCAGCAGGUACGCGGUGAGAGCCCAAGGGCAACGGCAUCUCAGGUUAAAAAGGAAAUGGCUGCAACGCAGCAGGAAGUUAAGCGCGCGGAAAUUGAUGAGAACGUUGAAAAGUCAAAGACCGUACAGGAGGAGUUGGAAAUGCUCAAGGAAACCAAUAAGGUGUCGACUAGACGAAUGAAUCAAUUAGCGAACGAGUUUCUCACUCUCAAGGCCAACUAUCGCGAAGUUGAUUGGUUAGCCAAAUACAAUGACGCCGUGGAGUCUCAGAAGGACGCUGAGAAUCAGAUUAAUACGCUGAAGCGUAAGCUUGCAGAUGCGAGUGGUGAUUUGCCUAGUUCCGUGGUGGCUCGAAUUGAAUCAAGACGACCUUCCUUGAAAUCGUCGGAUUCUAGAGCUGCCAUGUCCAAGGAAUGGCUAUUGCAAAAGCUGGAUAACUAUGAUAAAGAGAUGGCCGAUCUGGAGACUGAGAUGUCGGUUCUGCGAAACACAGCAAACAGCAUGAAACUGCAGUCACAGAGGAUGGCUGAAGAGCUUUCCGAAUUCAAGACAGAAGCUGACCAACGGGAACGAGAAUUUAGGGAGCAUAUUGAGCAUUUGGAGAAGAAGGACUUCGUCAUUAGUAGCCUCCUGGAACUUAUGGUUCAAAGGACCAGUCUUCUCCAGGAACAGCUUGAAAGGUCUAAAUCAGCUGAGUCCGAAAAGACAUCCAACGGAGCUGAGGAUGAGCUGAAGAAUCUUCAACAGCUGUUAGAAAAGGAGCGCGAGAAGACACAAAUUUUAGAGACUCAGCUGAAGUCUGGUGCCUCAAGCAUUCCUCGUCCGAUGUUGAGUGAAAACGAACGAGCAAGGCUGAAGGAGAUUGAGGUUUUGAAGAGUCAGUUGGAGGAGAGGGAGGAGCAGAUAGAGGAUAACGAAAGUCAAAUUCGUGAAUUGCGGGGUCGCCUGGAAAGAGCCAAAAAGAUGAACGAGGCAAUGAAGACGCUGAUUGACAAGGACUCUACAGAAACGUCUCGAACGUCCUCCAACACCGCGCUGAGUGGUGGCGCUUCAGCUUCAGCUCCAAUGGAGGCCAAACAGACGGCUCUGGAGAUAUCGAGCUAUAGACGCGAGAUUGACUCAAUGCGGAAAGAAAUAGCGAUCCUUCAACAGAAAGUGGUGCAGAUCGAAAAGAUUCGAGAGAAGCUGCUGCUUGAGAACAAAGAUCUCCAAGAGGAGUUAAAGCUUCGGGAAGAUUCUCUCUUUGAUCAGGACGAUGAAUUGGAGAAAAGAAAUGCCGAUCUAGCAAAAGCAAAACGCGCGCUUGAAUUGAUGCAAGUAGAACUCAAUGAGGCUCGCAAAGGAUUGGCUGCUGCGAGAGCACAGGAGGGAAUGAGCAUGAAAAUAAGCUCUACAUUGGCAGAAAACGAGAAACUGAAAUCGGAGCUUAGGCGCUUGGAGGAUGAAUUACGAGUCUCUAACUCAAAUCUAGAAAAGGCUCAAGCAGCUGAAUUAGAGGCCUCUGAGAAGUGCAAACAACUAGCACAGGAGGUAAAGAAUAAAGAGGGUCUUGUUCGCGAGAAAGAUGACCUUCUAAGUGAGGUGAAGAAGGACUCACAGAGGCUCGACGAAGAAUUGAAUGCAGCACGUCAGGCUAGCACAGAAGCACAAGUCAAGGUUAAGAAACUUGAGGCCACCAUAGCAGAACUGCAGAAGAAGCUCCAACAGAGGGAGAGUGUGGGUGGUUGGAGAGCCGAUUCUUCUCCUGACAGUGGGAUUGGCCGCGAUGGGAGUCGGGAUAGCAGACGCAUGGAAGUGGAUCGUCUUCGUCGCGAAUGUACUGCUCUACGUCAAGAGAGAGACGAAAUCGCCAAAGAGGCACGUCGGGAUAGACAGCUGUUUGAAAAACGCCUUCAGGAGGCCUGCAAUCGCUUGAAUUCUCCAGUGGACACACCUGUUGGUAUGGUCGUUGGCUCCGGCGUUAGUGGCGAUCUCUAUUCUCGCGCUGUUGCUGAGACGCAAAUCAGCAAAAAGCUUACUUUGUUUAAUGAACUUGUUGCUAAACAAAGCAGCAUAAUUUCUCAGCUGAAAAUUAAGAAUGAAAUAAUUCAGAACAAGAUGCUGGAAUAUCAACGGAAGUUUGCCAAUCUUAAGGAGCAGUACGAAGCAGAACAGGAAGCCUGGCUAUCGGAACGCGUUGUCCUCGAGUCUAAAGCAAAGGAGCAGGAGGAGAGGAAGAGUACAAUAGCAAGCACAAGGAAAUCUUUGCAGGAGACCAGCAUUCGACUGGCAGAGGCGGAAAUAAACUUCGAGAAGGAAAAACAGAAGUUUGAGCAAGAAAUAGCCAAACUGGAGUCGGAAAAGUCCGAUAUUAAGGUGCAAUUGGCUCAACUGAAAGAGCAACAGAAACUGCCAAAAGUAUUACAACGCUUUAGCGCCUCACCUGCUCGCACUGGUCACAUUAGUAUGAUUAAUGCUGGCACUCCCUCUAACGCCGCCAGCACCGAAACCACGCGACGUCUCGACUCGGCCGAGAGGACCAUAGCUCGUCUAAGGUCCGAGCUUCAGCACCGGCUUGAAGCUCAAUCCCAAGCCACCAUUGCUGCAAUUCAUGAGGCAGAGGCUGCUAGGGUAGCCGCUGAAUGUCAAAUGGAAUGCUUGAAUGAGCAGUUGUUACAGUUGAAUCUGUAUCGCGAGCAAGCUGAGUUGUUCAGAGAGAGACUAAUUGAUGCUGAACAGGGAGCAGACCGGGAAUACAAAAUUUGGACGGAGGAGAGGGAAGAUUUGCUCUGCCGAAUCGAGGAUUCUCGAAUUUCGAUCGAACAGUGGUGUAUUCGUCUAGCCAACAGGGAGGGAAUGGAAGGCAUGAAGUCAGAGGAGAUUAUCAACGACAUUGUCGCUGAAAUGGAGCGCUGGCGCACCUGUCGCCAACACAUACCCGUAUUCCGACGGAGUAGUUCCGCAGGUCCUGCAAUGCUCGGGUCACACACAUCCGAUACACAGUCAAUGAUGGGUGAUAGCAUGAUAAGUACUCCCGCUACCCAGCCCAAGACUCCGCUCUCCGCGGGAAAUCGGUCCACCUCAGUGGAGUGGUUCCACAAGUCUUCCAACGGAUUCAGGGGUAGUACAGUGAGCUUGGCUGCUGGAAUAAGCCCUUCGUUGGCCAGAAGUGUUACUCCCUCAUUGGUUCGAUGCGGUCGCUCUGUUUCACCCGAUGUCAGCAUUCGGAAGAUUACAAAUUAUCCGGAUCCAACACCAGGCUUUCUUGUCCGCUCUCGCCAAUCUUCUGUUGACAACCUUGGAAGUGUUGGCGAUCUCACUCAGAGGCCUUUUACUUCCCCUGGUAAACCGCCCCUACGCCAACCGAUUUCACCUGCUCGACGAAAAUUUUUUGAAGACAGUGUGCCCUCAGAAAAAGACAAUCUGAUCCCAAAAACUGAAUCAUUCACUUUCCCUCUAUCAUCCUCUGUCUCCUCCAAUGUAAUAAUCAAACAUCCUGCUGAACUUCGACAUUCUUCAAUUACCACCACGACUGCCAACAACACCAACACCACUACUAUCGCUCCAACCGUCGUUGCAAGUGUCGAACCCUCAAAGGAAAAGGCUCCCUCUUCUCCGAAGCCUUCUUCCACACCCUCUGUUCUUUCUCGAAUCUCCUCCAAGCUGGCUGGUUCAAAAACCGACAUUUCUCGACGCAAAUCACCCCCAAAGGAAAAGCGGCAUUCACCUCCCAAAACACCACCAUUGACAGCUUCAUCUUCCAGGUCUCCAAAACCGAAGAAGAAGUCGCCAGUUCGAACUUCUCCAACGCCAGAGACACCUACGCCGUCACCAGCAUCAACAUCGAAAGCAGUGCCCACUGCGCCCAAACGACGAGGCUCAGAGAUGAUUCAGUCUAUUGCCUCAAAACUUCAUUCAGCGGCGGAAUCAUCGGCAAAACCUUCCUCUUCCUCCCUAUCGUCAGCUUUCUUGAAAAGCGGCCGAUCAGGUAGCCUUACCUCCACGUCGAUAUCUCCUUCGUUUAUGGCGUUAAGGCAGAAGUUUGGGGGCAAAUAA
Hydatigera taeniaeformis is the source of this 5649-nucleotide messenger RNA. Lineage: Eukaryota; Metazoa; Platyhelminthes; Cestoda; Cyclophyllidea; Taeniidae. The record is from the annotation of a GenBank genome assembly.